This is a messenger RNA of Closterium sp. NIES-67, 6225 nucleotides long. The record is from the annotation of a GenBank genome assembly. Lineage: Eukaryota; Viridiplantae; Streptophyta; Zygnematophyceae; Desmidiales; Closteriaceae.
GAUAUGAUCGACCCCAGCUAGCCGGCACGGCCAAGGUUCAGCGGCAUGGUUUCUCUGGCCCGUGGAUGUAGAUUGUAGCGCCUGAGGGAAGAGAUUCCUUGCUCGUCCGCAGAAGCCGGGCUGUAGUUUUUACCCACUGCCAGCCACGGAGUCAUGGGCUCACGGACGGACGGACGGACGGGCGGACGGACUGCGAGCCACACGAUUCCGAUUCCUUGGAAUGCCGCUUGAGUGCGCUACGAGUGUACGGUCGGGCCGUGCACUGCGCCCGUCACAGUGAGUGCGCGCGCACGGCGGGCGCGCGACACGGUGAAGCGGAGUCCGUCCCGGGCGCGCUCAGGCGGGCCCGGCGCUCGGCGGACACAAAAAUGUGGAUCUCUCCUAUAGGUAUAGUUGUUCGUAUAGCAAGGCUACUCCGUAGCAGACAUACCUAUUCCGUACCUACUGUAUACCUACUCCGUAUUUCUGAUCCUGGUAUUUAGAGUCGGACUCUCACUUCGUUUCCUCAGAAAAGGCUUCGCCGCUCGGAGAGGCGUCGUCGUUGAGCGUGCGAGCAUAACAACAGCCUCGAUCACCCCGACUGUUUAGUGUUCACACCGCCAUCAGGGCUAAUGCAAGCUCCUUUCGGCCUCAAUUCUCGCAUCAUCUCACCGAGUAGUACUAGCUAUCCCCCAUCCAUGGGCGCCCGCGCAUUUCGCUGCACGCCGUACAUCAUUCGCACGUAACUGACGGCCUGCUCGGUGUGCAUUCGCGCGUCCAAGUCACGCAACUGACACCGUCGACCAGUUCGGCGAUCCCAAGGCAGCACGCGCGAUCGUUGCCACGAGCAGCACGGUCUUCGCUCCCAGCGGCCUCCUCUUCUCGAUCCUCCGAGGACUCCUCGAGUCCAGCUUGUACUGCUACAGCGGGUCCUAGCCGCGCGCUCUCCGUCAGCUCCGUCGACGUCCUCCGUCAAGAGACGUCGGACGUCAGUCAGGGCGUCAGAUCUCCGAUGGAGAACGGCAGCAGCAGCAUGCCAGUGCCCACGUCAAUAUCCAUGCCCUUGACGAUGCCGACGACGUCAAUCAUGCCCAUGUCGGUGUCGAUGUCGAUGGAGGUGCUGCAGCGGGCCAUGGCGGACGAGCACGAGCACUGGGACGCGGCGGACGACCCGCAGGGCACCAUGAGCAUGAUGGCCAUGCUGCUCGCCGGCAACGACUCGCUGCUCGCCGGCAAUGACGGGCUGCUGGGCGGCACGACUGAGGGGCUUCUGGGCGGCACAAAUGAGGGGCUUUUGGGCGGCAAUAACGGGCUUUUGGGCGGCAAUGACACCUUUCUGGGCGGCGCACACGGCGACAUUAUGCUGCUGGGUGGCCCACAAGCGAACGAUCUCCUGGGCGGCACACUCGACAACGGCAGCUGUGCUGCGCGGACGGAAUUCGGCGGUGGCUUUGCCGCCAUGGGCGCGGGAAACCAAGCUGGCGCUUCUUUUGAGGCGGCUUAUAAGGGAACUGAGUUUGUCGAGUACGACAAUUUUUGUUUUGAGGCGCCUCAGAAUGCCGCUACUACUGGGGGAGGCAUGAUAUGCGGCGCACCAGACAAGAGCCAAGGACAUCAUCCAAGUCACCAUGCCUCCGUGAGCGCCCAUGGCUCGCUCAUGCCCCAUUAUGACACCGCUUCUGCUUCUGCGCACGACACCGACUUUCUCACCUUUGAUCAUGGCCGUUCCAGCAUUGCCCCGCCUCUCAGCCAUCUCUGGGUGGACCAGCAGCAGCAGCAGCAGCAGCAGCAGCACCACCACCAACAACAACACCAGCAGCAGCAACACCAGCAGCAGCACCUGCUGCUGCAGCCCGAGCCUCAAGCGCAGGCUUGGCCGGACCUGAAGACACCCGCGGACCUGAAGCCCGAGCGCAGGGCGCUUGUGGUGCAGCCAUGUGACUAUAAGGGGGGCAAGGGGGCCGGCUACCAGGGCGCUCGGCUGCUGCAGAUGCCGCCCGGUUUGCGCCUUCCGCCGCCCGUUGCUGCGCCUGCACCUGGCGCUACAACCGCUUCUGCUGGCGCUACAACCGCUGCUGCUGGUGCUACAAACGCUGCCUGUGCCACAAAUGCUGAGGCGGAUUCCGGUGUGGCCGCACCUGCACCGGCUGCGCCCAACGCACAUGCUGCUGCACAGCAGUCGCCACCCAAUGUGCACAUGAGUGUGCACGUGCUGCCCCGGGCCAGCACGGCUCCGGCGAAUACCGCCCCUCUGAGGAGAGCUGCAGCAGCAGCAGAGGCGAUGGAGGGCGAAUCAUUUCCUGCCGAUGCUGGCGCUGCUGCCGGGUGUUCCAUGCUCAGAAGCCACAGCAGCAGCAGCACCUGCCGUCCUCUAGCAGUCUGGCUUGGUGAGGGCGCGUGGGAGGGUGCAAGGGAGGGCAUGAAAGGCGUGGGGGAGGGAGACGAGGGGUCUGCUGCUCCUGGCUUUCUUCUGCAGGGUCCGGGGGAGCUCCAAGGAAUAGACGCGGGUGUCAGUCCUGCUGCUGCUGUUGAUGUUGCUGGUGGUGGUGGUGGUGCUGCUGCUAUGGCUGCUGGUCUGCGCAAGAGUCGCAGCAGCAGCAGCAGCUUCAAGGCUCGUGUGGUGCGCACCAAGGGAAGAGGCGGAGGCAAGCGAGGAGGCGGCGGCAUGAGCCGAAGCCGCAGCAGCCAUGGGCUGCGCGCCGCCGCUGCUGCUGCUGCGGCUCCUGCUUCCGACUCUGCUGCAGCACCAGGCGAGCCAGAAUCCGAUCUCCCCGCCUUCCUGCGGGAGAACCAAGCGCUGGCCCAGGCGCUGCUGAACGCCGACCUCUGUUUCUCCCCCAACUCCGGCACUGCUGCUGCGGCUGACCCCGCCAGUGCUGGCACUGCUGCGUGCUCCUACGACGUCAGCGCCGGCAUGAGCGGCGCAGCAGGUGGAGGAAUGAGCAGCUGCAGCCUGGGCGGUACGGCCACGGGCGGCGAGACCAGCCUGGGCGGCACGAGCAUGGGCGGCACGGCAACGGGCGGCGACAGCAGCGAUCCCGAGGAGCCUGGGCUGGCGAAGGGCACGUGGUUACCAGAGGAGGACCGCGUGCUGAUGCAGUACGUGGGGAGCUACGGCCCCAGGAACUGGGGCGCGCUAAGAGCCCGGGGGCUGCUGCGGCGGUCGGGGAAGAGCUGCCGCCUGCGAUGGGUCAACCAGCUCAAGCCGGGCCUGCAGAGGUACGCCGGCAAGGGCUGCAAGCGGUUUACCGAGGCAGAAGCGAACGUGGUGCUCUCCCUGCAGCGCGUGAUGGGCAACAAGUGGGCGCAGAUCUCGCGGCACCUGCCCGGGCGCACGGACAACGACGUCAAGAAUUUCUGGAACCUGCACCUCAAGAGGCAGGCCAGGCUCAGAGGCCGGGGAGGGGGGCUUAACCGCAACGGGGGUAACGGUGUUGGUGAUGGUGGUAACCAGAAUGGUGGUAACCAGAGCGGUGGUUACGAGGAUCUACAUCUGCAGCACGUGGCUUCCAGCAGUCUCCUGGAGGACUGGACCCAGAUGGGUGUUAGCCUGGUGAAUGAUGAUGGUGGGGACGGGGGCAGCAGCAGCACGAGCAGUGGCAGCAGAGGCAAUGGGGACGAUGAAACUCUUUGUGGGGCUGAUGCCGCUCACAAUGCUGCUGCUGCUGCUGGUGCUGCUGCUGCUGCUGCUGCUGCUGCUGCUGCUGCUGCUGCUGCUGCUGCUGCUGCUGCUGCUGAUGCAACAGCAGAAAGAGCAGAGGAGCCACGAGGCAUGGCAGCGAUGCGCGGGGCCGUGGGAGAUGCUGCAAGGACGGAAGAGGUGGGGAAUGCAGACAAGGGUGGCAGCACGGACACCGCAACCCCCCCACCUUCUACAGCUGCACCUGCAGCACCUGCAGCAGUAACAACCACCACCCCUCCAACAGCAGCAGAGACACGCCCCGUGCCUUCCUCUCUGCCCGUGCCGUCGUCCCUGCCCCCCCAUAUGCACGCACACGCCAAGCCGUUCCUCCCCCGCUCCCGCCCCUCCUCGUCCACCGGCCGGCCUCUCUCGUCCGGCAGCCGCCCGUCCUCGUCCUCCGGGCGGCAGUCAAAGCUGUCCUUGCACCAGAGGCGGCUGCAGCGGAACUCCUCUGGUGGUGGUGGUGGAAAUGGCGGCGGCUGUGCAAGCUGUGCUGGUUGUGGCAAUGGCAGUGGCAAUGGCAGUGGUAAUGGCAAUGGCAAUGGCGCUGCCAACUCUAGGGGUGAUGGCGCUAGUGCUGCCGCUGCAGCGACUGCAGGAGCCCAAGCUGCUGCUGCUGCUGGUGCCGCUGCCUCUGCCGCCGCUGCCACAUGCAGUGCUGGCGGUGCCUCUGCUGGCGGCGUGGCAGUGGGUGGAGGAGUGAUGGGGUGUGGUGUGGGAGAUGGGGAGGCGGCAGCUGGGAGAGGCGGCGAGGGGAGGGGCGGCGAGGAGAGGGGCGGCGAGGGGGACGUGGAAGCCAUGGACGUGUCGGGCGCUGGCGCUGGCGCCAGCCUCUCUGCUCUCAAGAUAGACUGCCCCUACAAGAGCGCCGCUGCAAAUGCCACCACCCACCCUCAAGGCCUGAUGAAUCUGGACGACUGGAUCAACUCGCCCACUGCCGCUCCCCCCCGCCGCACGCCCUGCUCCCCCUUCUACAUCAACCUCUCCCCCUCCGCCCGCCGCCUCCGCUCCCCCGGCUCCCCCUCCCCCCGCUCCCUCUACCUCCGCUCCCCCUCCCCCCGCACCCUCCCCUCCCCCCGCCACCGCUUCUCCCCCAGCCACCGUGUCUCUCCCCACCCUCCUCACCACCCCUCGUCCCGCAACUCUCCCCUCUCCUCCUCCCCCUCCCCCCACACCAACCACUCGGGGUCGCAACCCUCCCCCCUCUCCUCCUCCUCCCCUCGCCCCCCCUCCCACCCCAACUCCCACUCCUCCCUUGGCAAGCAGCCAGGGCAAGGGGAGGGGGGCAGCAAUGUGAGAAAGCAAGGGCAGGCGGGGCGAGAGGAGGGAAUGAUGCAAGGGGUGGAGGAUGGGUGUGGAAGAAUGCAAAGGCAGGAGGGUGAUGGGGGGAGAACGCAAGCACUGGUGCCGGGUGAGGAUCGGCAAAGAUCCAACCUGGCUAAUCACACGCUGCCACGUGGCAAGGGGCUGCUGCAGCUGCCCAGUCGCUGCAGGGAAGCUGGAGGGCAAGCCGUCCCACCAGCCCCUACCCUGGCGCCAGGUCAGGAGGAGAUUCUGCCAGGUCAGCAACCUGAGCCCCUUCAGGUGGUUUGUCAGGUUCUCUAUGAGCCAGCUGGCCAGCAUACUGCCGAGCCAACGCACGAACCUGUUGCCGGACUUGUUGCCGCGUCUACCGCCGGGCCUAUGAGCAGUUGCCAGCAGAAUGGGGCGCAGGGUGUGGGGCGGAGCAUGAGCAUGGAGAGCAGUGUGAGCCGCGGACAGCACGGGAGGAAGGGCUCUGGUGCCCCUGCUGCUGCUCUCAUACAAGCACCUCCGAUACAAGACGUGCUGGUGCCUGCAGUGGGCCAGCAGAAACUCCAAGUGUACCAAGAGCAUCAGCAGUACCAUGAGCAUCAGCAUCAUCAUCAUCAUCAUCAUCAGCAGCAGCAGCAGCAGCAGGCAUGGCAGCUCAAGGAGAAGCAGAGCAGCACGAGGCAUGGCAGCACGGGAGGAGGGGGCAUGCCUCCCAUCCCCAAGCACCGCCGCCACCACAGCAUAGGCGGCCCGCCACACGCGGCACAUGGCAGUGCACUGGACAAUGCAGACACAUGCCGCAACGCCACUGCAGCAGCCCACGGCCCGAGCACAAGCGAGCACUCAAGCCCAUGCCAGCGAACCACCACACCCCGGCGCACCAACACCGCAGCACAGCCGGCCACUUCCAGCCCGUGUGUGAGCGGUAGUGCUAGUGCAAGUGUGGGUGCAAAUGCAAGUGCGAGCCUGAAGGCGAAUGCAGGGCUGCAUGGCAUCCGGGUGUGGCACCUGGGUGCGCCUGCGGUUGGCCUCAUGGCUCCCAUCAUCGACAUCUCUGCCUCUGCUGCUGCUGCUGCGCAUGGGGGUGUGGGGGCUGCUGGGGACUCGGUGAUAGAGUACCACUGGGGAAGAGGUUUUAUCAGAGCUGCUCCAUAGGCCAAGGAUGUUGGCAGUACAGGGAAGGACAUAAACAGGAGCUUGCUACUCUUGUAUUUCCUACUCGAUGCCGUGUAUGUUGGAUGUAUAAAUAUAAAUAUAUGUCAUGAACUGAU